AUGGAGUAUGUCUUGCUUUCAAGAUCAGGUGUUGCUGUUGCAGAUGCAUCUUUAGGUGCUUUCAACGACUUGAAGUUGGGUAAGAAGUACAAGUUUAUCAUCUUCAAAUUGAACGACUCCAAGACCGAAAUUGUGGUGGAAGAAACAAGUACUGAACAAGAUUAUGAUGCUUUCUUGGAAAAGUUACCUGAAAAUGAUUGUAAGUAUGCCAUUUAUGAUUUCGAAUAUGAAAUCGGUAAUGGUGAAGGUAAGAGAUCCAAGAUUGUUUUCUUUACCUGGUCUCCAGACACUGCCCCAAUCAGAGCUAAGAUGGUUUAUGCUUCAUCAAAGGAUGCUUUGAGAAAGGCUUUAAAUGGUAUCUCUACUGAUAUUCAAGGUACUGACUUUUCUGAAGUUGCCUAUGAAUCUGUCUUAGAAACUGUUAGCAGAGGUGCUGGUUCUCAUUAA
Molecule: messenger RNA, 447 nt
Organism: Lizanozyma spartinae
Lineage: Eukaryota; Fungi; Ascomycota; Pichiomycetes; Serinales; Debaryomycetaceae
Gene: COF1
Product: cofilin
Exons: 3
Coding region: 1-447 (148 amino acids)
Biological process (GO): actin filament severing; cell motility; actin filament depolymerization
Cellular component (GO): actin cortical patch; cytoplasm; actin cytoskeleton
Molecular function (GO): actin filament binding
Source: RefSeq, a predicted model, not a curated record